AUGAUAUUACGAAAUGUAGCUAUACGGCAUGGCCGGAGCGCCCUUGCUGCCCCUUUACGAAGAUCCUUCCUACGCUCCAUGACCACUGACACCCUCACCCACGAAACCGAUGCCCUAUCCCACUCAGUCCAUAACCACCUCAAAGAAACGCACUCUAUCGAAGCCAGUAUCAACCAACUCAACCUCACUAAAACUUUUGUGCCGCCCUCCGACGCCGGCGAGUCCUUAGACAGCAUCAAAACAGACUACGAUUCCCAGCAACGACUCAAUAAACGCACCGGGAAACUAGGCUCUGCUGUUGAGAAAGGAUAUGUGCCAGACGCGCUUGUGCGCAAUCCGCCGAAGCCCGCGGAUGUGACGCUGGAGCUGUUGAUGGCCAGCCAGAGCCACUUGGGUCAUAGUACCAGCUUAUGGAAUCCAGCAAAUCAGAGAUAUAUCUUUGGUAUCCGGCAGGGUAUUCACAUAAUCAGUCUUGAAGAAACCGCCGCGCAUUUACGUCGUGCUGCGAAAGUCGUCGAAGGUGUAGCCUAUCAUGGUGGUCUGAUCUUGUUUGUUGGCACGAGGGCUGGACAAGGUCCUGCUAUUGUGAAGGCGGCACGGUUAAGUAAGGGUUGUCACUUAUUUGAAAAGUGGAUUCCAGGGAGUAUCACGAAUGGGGACCAGAUUCUUGCAAGGUGCGAUAUCAAGGUUGUGGAUAAGGAUGAUGUUGACAUCACGUCUGGGUUUGAGGAUAAAAUUGGGGAUUGGAAGGCGUUGAAGCCGGAUUUGGUGGUCUGUAUGAAUCCAUUGGAGAACUAUAUCAUGUUGCAUGAGUGUGGGCUCAACAAUAUUCCUACGAUUGGAGUCAUAGAUACGGACGCCGAUCCUACUUGGGUCACGUAUCCUAUUCCGGCAAACGAUGACAGUUUACGCUGCAUACAAGUCAUAGCCGGUGUCCUCGGACGCGCCGGUCAAGAAGGCCAGGGAAGACGUCUCGAGGCCGCCAAAACCGGGCACAUAACCUGGCUCCCACCCCCCGGACUUGGGAGCCCAGAGACUGCGGAAGACAAAAAAGCCGCCGCCAACAAGGUCAGAAGAGGACCUCCGACCGCAGAUGAAAUUGCGGCAGAGCAGUCGAGGGGGAAGAGUAGCAAGCAGGAGAUGGAUGAUGUCGAUGGGGAGUUGUAA
Lachnellula hyalina is the source of this 1167-nucleotide messenger RNA. It is a transcript of the gene MRP4, whose product is annotated as 37S ribosomal protein, mitochondrial. Gene Ontology annotation, molecular function: structural constituent of ribosome. The record is from RefSeq and is a predicted model, not a curated record. Gene Ontology annotation, cellular component: mitochondrial small ribosomal subunit; ribosome. The transcript is spliced from 3 exons. Gene Ontology annotation, biological process: translation. Lineage: Eukaryota; Fungi; Ascomycota; Leotiomycetes; Helotiales; Lachnaceae. Bases 1 to 1167 code for a protein of 388 amino acids.